Messenger RNA from Saccostrea cuccullata (small rock oyster), 1907 nucleotides. RefSeq names its product sodium-dependent glucose transporter 1B-like. Gene Ontology annotation, biological process: transmembrane transport. The record is from RefSeq and is a predicted model, not a curated record. The coding region runs from base 368 to 1834 and encodes 488 amino acids. NCBI's taxonomy places the organism in Eukaryota, Metazoa, Mollusca, Bivalvia, Ostreida, Ostreidae. The transcript is spliced from 3 exons.
AUCAGAUUUUAUUCAAAGAAACUAAGUACUGGUAAUUCAGUAGAUAUGAAUAGAAGUGCGGUAAAGAUAGCUUUUAUCACUAAACAUCCAUGUUGAACAAAGUGUGUAUAUAUAAUGCAGUUUUUGGUUUCUAAGUUUUAUCUAUAUUAUCUCCUUAAUACAUUACCUAUGUACACACCGAAACUAAGAAUACAGUUUAUCAAGAUCUCGGGAAUUUCGAGAUGUCAAGAGAAUCUAUCAAAACUGCCUCCCGACGAACAUAUUUCAUUUAAAUUGACCUCGAUAAAUUUUCUCUUAUCAUCGAAGUUCUCACCAAAUUAAAUCUUUAAAGUGAUGAACGUUCGAUUUAAUACAACCAAUUGAAAGGAUGGCCUCGAAAGAAAAACAAGAACCUGAAACGCAAAGCCCAACUGGACCAUCAACUGCACAGAAAGUCGUCAAGACUGGCUUUUUGGUUUUUAUAUGGAUCUGUAUAGGUCUAAAUUUGGAAAUAACUGGACCAACACUGAAAGACCUUAAACUUCGUGCACAUCUGGACUAUGAAGAGGUAUCGAGAGCUGUUUCCGGUCGAAGUAUCGGGUUCUUUAUUGGAGCUGCAAUGGGAGGGUUUAUUGUGGAUAAACUCGAUCCUCUCUGUGACCUAGUGCUGGCUAUUUGUCUGGACCUAAUGGGAACAGCUACUAUUGUAGCUCCACAUUCUGAAAAUAUCGGCUUGAUGUGGUUCCUUUUUGUUAUGCAAGGCACAUUUGAAGGAGUGAUCAAUAUAGCUGGUCAAAAGCUUAUUCUGGAAAUUUGGCAAGAAAAAGCGUCAUCUCCUCUUUUUCUUUUACACUUUGGAUUUGGAAUUGGGUCCUUUAUCGUUCCACAGAUUGCAAAUCCUUUUCUAGCUGUCCUUAAACCCAGCGCCGCAGCGAAUGCCACUAACAUCACCACGGUCGUACCUAUAUCAACAACGGAGACAACCGAAUUACUGAGGGAGUCCAGAAUAGAGUGGGCAUACCUCAUCGUUGCUUUAAUUGCCGUAGGGGUUUCAUUUGUGUUUUAUUACUACCAGUUCUGCGGUAAAUGGUCAAGGAAUACUCAAGCCAGUAAAUCUAAAAGUGAUACGGAUGCUCAGCUAACAAUCCGCGAAAUAAUUGAUCCUGCAACAUGUGCAAAUGGGAAUCGUCUGUUUGGUAUACACGUCCUGGGACUUCUCUUUCUUUUCUUUUUUAAUUGUACUGGCGGUGAACGAGUUUAUGGUAAAUUCAUUCGCAGUUUCGCUAUUGACCACAACAAACUAGACGGAGAUGAGGCAUCUCUGAUGAACAGCUCCUUCUGGAUUAGUUUUGCUAUUGGGCGUUUUUCUGGAUUUGUUGCUGCAAACUGGAUUUCCAUUCGGAUUAUUGUUUUGAUAGAGGCAACAGGAGCAAUGGUCUCCGCGGUUCUUCUCAACAUAUUUGCAGAGGACAGCACUACGAUGCUAUGGGUCCUAACGCAGCCAAUGGCCUUCUUCAUUGCCCCUUGUUUUCCGUCCGGUGUUGGAUGGGGCGAUUUUCAUAUUCAUAUGUCUGGAGUUGGAAUAACUUUUCUCCUUUUAGGAGGAGCGUUAGGUGGUGUUUGCUACAUGUGGAUCAUAGGGUACUUGUAUGAGAACAACGGUCCUCUUUCUUUCUUUCGCACUAUACUGGCCUAUGGGAUUAUAAUGUGUGUCCUGGCUUUCAUAAUGCAUUUCUCGACCUGGGGUAAAGGGCAUCGAUUUAUAAAGGAGACAAAAGAAGUCGAGGUAGAGGCUGUGGAUCCAAAAGCCGUGAAUCUUAAAUUUGAUGAGAAGUUGCAUAGUGAGAAAUUAUAAUUAUAAGCAAAAUCCAAUAAUUAUUAUCAUUUUGAAGAAUUCUUAUCAUUAUCAAUAAAGAUUGUUUUCAUUA